AACAACGAGAUAGCCAGCCCCCUCCUGGCCUCCAAAAUUAAAAAAGGGAAAAAUGGAAAAAGAAAGCAAAAGCUGAAUUUUUUUUUUUUAAUUUUUUAGAAAGAGAUAUUUAUAAAAGAAAGCUGAGGUAACCGAAAGUAAUACCUUCCUAGCUCCUACCUCCUUUUCCUUCUCUCUCUAUCUCUCCGUCUCAGCCCUCAUCCCUCAACUCUCACUUCUCACUACACUCUACACAAACUUGUUCUCAUUCAACAUCCAUCCAUCAGGUUGGCGUUGGCGUUGGCGUUGGCGUUGGCCGCCGCUCACCAGCGCAAGCUAAGUCACGAAAUUAAAUAAUUCCCAUGAUAGCCAAUACCUCCCCAUCGUCUCUUCCUUCCUCCGAACCUUUUUCUUGCUUAGAAAAUGGAAACAGCAACGUUAGCAAGAGGAAGAGAAGACCCGCGGGAACCCCAGAUCCGGAUGCAGAGGUGGUGUCUCUGUCCCCAAAAACGCUGCUAGAAUCGGAUCGGUACGUGUGUGAGAUCUGCAACCAGGGAUUUCAGCGGGACCAGAACCUGCAGAUGCACAGGAGGAGGCACAAGGUGCCGUGGAAGCUGCUCAAGAGGGAGACGCCGGUGGUGAGGAAGAGGGUUUUCGUGUGCCCGGAGCCCACGUGCUUGCACCACGACCCAUGCCACGCCCUCGGGGAUCUGGUUGGCAUCAAGAAGCACUUCAGAAGGAAGCACAGCAACCACAAGCAAUGGGUCUGUGAAAAAUGCUCCAAGGGCUACGCCGUCCAAUCCGAUUACAAGGCCCAUCUCAAAACCUGCGGCACCAGAGGCCACUCUUGCGAUUGCGGCCGCGUUUUCUCAAGGGUGGAGAGCUUUAUAGAGCACCAAGAUGCUUGCAAUAUGGGGCAUCUCCGGGCAGAAUCCCAAAGCCUCCAAGCCGCCGCAUGUUUGUCCCGAACAGCCUCCAGCCCCAGCCCCUCCAGCGAUACCAACUUCAGCAGCGGCCCCAAUUGGUCUGCCGCUCUCAUACCGCCACCUCCCACUUUGAAGCACCCACCUCCAGCUGCCCCUACCCACGACUCCAACAACAGCAUUAUUAUUAAUAAUAAUAAUAAUAAUAAUAGUAAUGCCUGCGCCUCACCCUUAUAUCACAAUUUAGACCUCAAACUCUCGACUACAUCAUCAAACGCUGUCGACGCUUCCUCAAACAGAUCAUCGCCCAGUAAAGGGAAUAACAACAACAAUAAAGGUUCUUCAACCCAACUGCAACUUUCCAUUGGUUCGUGUGACUUUAGUUGUUCUCCAGGAGAAGGGGAAGAUAAGGCGGUGGCAGCGGACGUUAGAGAAGAAGCUCGGGAGCAGCUGAGGGUGGCGAUGGCAGAGAAGGAGUACGCGGAGGAAGCAAGGCAGCAAGCGAAGCGUCAAAUCGAAAUGGCAGAGCAAGAGUUUGCGAAUGCGAAGAGAAUGCGGCAGCAGGCGGCGGCCGAGUUGGACAAGGCUACAGCUCUUAAACAAGCAGCAAUCAAACAGAUCAACUCAACCAUUCUUGAGAUCACUUGUCAAGCUUGCCGGAAGCAAUUUCAAGCCACCGCAACGGCGGAUCAUCAUGACAACUCCUUGGCAUUCAGUUAUGUGUCCUCCGUCAUAACAACCGAAGGUGAAGUAGACAAACAUCAUUCAACCCUUAUACCUAAGCCCACCAAUAAUUAACCCUACCCAUCAUUUCACAUAUAUUCUAUUCUAUUACAUUAUAUAUAUGGCUUAUCCUUUUCUAAUUUUUUUCCUUCCAUUUUCUCGGUGAUAAAUAAUCCCUUUUUUUUGUUGGGUAUUUGUUUUUGUUUCUAGUCAAUAAUGAAAAUAUACAAAAAGAGUGCUGUGAUAUUCUAGGUAGCUCUCAAGUGGAGUAGUGGAAGAUUGGAGUGUUGUAUGUAGGUGUUGCAGUUUGUGCUUUAAUUAUUUGUAAUUCUUUUCCCCAUCCGCUAGUUUGCUGAAUUAGUACUCAUUAUUAUAUUGCGGA
Molecule: messenger RNA, 2007 nt
Organism: Momordica charantia (bitter melon)
Lineage: Eukaryota; Viridiplantae; Streptophyta; Magnoliopsida; Cucurbitales; Cucurbitaceae
Product: protein indeterminate-domain 16
Cellular component (GO): nucleus
Molecular function (GO): DNA-binding transcription factor activity
Source: RefSeq, a predicted model, not a curated record